UCUGUGUUUGUGUGAAAAUUUUCAAUUGUAUUCGAAAAUUUUCCCUUCUUGAUUUUGAGGAGGGCAAAAAUAUAGAAAGAAAAUAUAGAUCACCAGGCAAAAAGGUGUGCUCUCUCUUCUGUGGCCAGCACCAACCAUCAGAAGAAAAACGAUUUUUCUCUACCAGAUGAAAAACUACUAGUCGAACAUUUUCCACAAAAUCAAAAACACACACAGUUUUUGCUUAAAAAUUAAAAAAAAAAUAUAUAAAAUACACAAAAAAAAGUUAACUAAAUUUUAGUUGUUUUUUAUUUUUAAUUAAAUUAAAUUUUAUGGAAAAUAUAUUUUAAAAGAAAAAUCGUUUUUCAUUUUGGUCAGAAAGAAAAAAAAAAUAUUAAAUUCACAUGAAACGACGGAAAACAGUGUUUUUAAAUUAAAAAAAAAAAAAAUGAAAAAUCUCGUGGAAACUAAACAAAAAGGAAAAUAAAUAAAAUUAAAAAAAAAAACAGCACAAAAGUGAUAAAAAAAAAUUAAAUAUUUUCUAUUUUAAACAAAAUAUAAGCCUUUUUAAACCAAACCAAAAACCAAUAACAACAAAACGAAAUUAAAAUACAAAAAAAAAAAGAAAAUCCCCAACAACAAAAAAACUAUCCCAAAUGAGUUGUUCUCCUUAAAUUACGCUUAACUCCAGCAAAAAAAAAAUAAGAAAUAAAAAAUAGUGUUGCUCUCUCUCAGCCCCAAAUGAUAAAAUGAUGAAAAAUGGAUGAAGAUGUCGUAUCACCAUCAUCAUCAUCUUCAUCGUUUACUACAUCAUCAUCAACAUCAUUGUCGAGGAGCUGCUGCUGCUGUUGUUGUCGUGGUCAUCAGCACCUGAUCAGCCCAUUCCGAGGAGCGUGAAGUUUCGUCGUCGUCGUUUAAGUACAACUUGUGUUUCUUCCGCCGGAAACAAAAUCUCUCGGGUGGCAGAAGCUGAAUCAGAAUCAGGCCCUGGCCGAGAUUCCAUCAGAUUUCAGUCCAGUCCGACAUCGCAGUCAAAAGGGGGGCAAAUAUAGUAUAGUAUAGUAUAGUGUACUGUGGCUGCUUAAAGCAUCAUCAUCAUAAUCGGGCAACAUUCAAAGCAGGCAGCAAAGUGUGGAAUCGUGGAAUCCAUACACGAAAUUAGCUUAAGCACAAAAUGGCGGAUGGUGGACACUCAUUUGGGAAGAAGACAUUUCAUAAGCCAACUUAUUGCCACCAUUGUUCGGAUUUGCUGUGGGGUUUAAUCGGACAAGGAUAUAUAUGCGAAGUUUGUAACUUCAUUAUCCACGAGAGAUGUGUAACGAGUGUUGUAACUCCAUGUUCUGGUAUUGCUCCAUGUAUUAUAAAGAAUCCUGUCGCCCAUUGCUGGUCCGAGCCAACACAUCACAAAAGAAAAUUUUGCACUGUUUGCCGAAAGCGUUUGGAUGAAACACCCGCAGUUCAUUGUUUAGUUUGCGAAUAUUUCGCCCAUAUUGAGUGCCAAGAUUUUGCUGUUCCCGAUUGCACAGAAAAUGCAACCUAUGUUCCUGGCAAGGAAUUAUUAAAUGUUAAACAUCAGCAUCACUGGCGAGAAGGAAAUCUUCCACCAACAUCAAAAUGCGCCUACUGCAAGAAAACUUGCUGGUCAUCGGAGUGCCUUACAGGCUACCGUUGCGAAUGGUGCGGAAUGACAACACACGGAGGAUGUCGCAUGUACCUGUCAACUGAAUGUAAUUUUGGAAUAUUGCAACCAAUCUAUUUGCCACCACAUUCUGUUUCAAUACCAAGAACAGAAGUUCCAAUCGAAGCUAUAAUUGGAGUGCAAGUCAAGUCGAAGAAUACAUUAGUUCGAGAUUAUUCUUGUCCGGAAUUAAGAACAAUAGGUUUAUGUGAGGCCACCACCGAUAGUGAUUUAUCAAUAAGACAAGAAUUGCAGCGAAAUCGAAAACGUCCCAAAACCAAUAAUUCGAAUUUUCAUCUACUUUUACAUUCGUCAGAUGCCAAGAAAAAAUCCUCAGCAAAUAACAAGAAAUCACGACACAAAAAAUCAACCAAUAAUGAUAAUGCUGCUGAUCCAAGUCUUUCAAGUGGUACCUCUCGAAGCUAUACGAAUAUAUUUCGAAAGAUCAAUGUGAUAACAAAUCCAAAAAGUUGGCAGAAACUGAAUCGCAACUCGAAUACGACUGAAGAUGAUAUCGAUGAUAUUGAUGAGGAGUACCACAAUGGAAAUGCUACUGCAACAGCAAUUGCAGCAGUAGCAUCCGGUUCCGCCGAUGAACUUGAUCCGGUGUUUAAUGAGAGUUUCUAUGAAACUUCAGAUACCGGCGGUGAUCUGACAGCGGACGACAUAGACUCUAGUACGAAUUUAGUUAGUAGUAAUAUAAGCUAUAAUAGUAGUAAUGCAUCGAUUGAUAAUCGAAAUAGCAACGACAAUAACUGGCAUGAUGCUCGUAGUGUGAAAUUACACGAUAGUGGAGUUGUUGGCAACUAUCUAUCGACGACCAAUUCCAGUGGCAGGCAAGGAGGAACGACAACUUCUAGCUACUCACCGAAUUCAAGUGAGUCUUCGUCGGUGGGACGAAGUAAGUCGUUUCAAGAACCUGGUCAUACAAAAGUACCGGCGAGUAAGCGAUAUGCUAGAUUCUUUACAAAACGAAAAACUUCCUCUAAUAAUGGUAGCAACAAUAAUAGCAAAAGUGAGUUCAAUCUAGACACGGUUUCGCAGAAUAUCGAGAUUACAAUUCAGGAUGAAGAUGGCAAUUAUCAGCCGUAUGAUGAUAAUUUCUAUGCGAUAAGUGAUAAUCAUCGAUUACAAAAUGGAUGUCAUGAUGGCAAGAUUGAUAAUGAACAUUUGUUCAGUCGAUUGAUGAAGAGGAUGCGGCGAAUAUCUUUUGGAUUGCGAAAACCACGACACAGAGAACGGAGAGCUCGAAGUAUAUCUGAAGAGUUUAGUAGUGGCGACGCACCUAAGUCAAAGGAAGAUGAAGCAUUCAGUAAAACUGAUCCAGCAGCAAGUGGCAGUGGUUCAACUGGUGGCGGUAGUGGCGUUGGACCCACACACUAUCGUGCUGACUCACAAACGCACAAAUCCGACAAGGAUAAAGAAAAGAAAGAAAAAGAAAGAGAAGAACGUGAUCAGGAAAUGAUAAAAGUGUUCGAUGGAAAUAGUUCCUUGAGACGGCAGCUUUACCGUGUCAUUACAAUUGCUAGGACAUGUACAUUACAACAUUUACUAACGACUUCAUUGAGAGCAUUUCACAUUACUAGGGAUCCAAGUGCAUUUUACCUAACCGAUUUAUAUGCCGCGGCUGGAAAUGAAGAUACCCCACUGGCUGAUCCAUCACCAGUACUUAACUUGAUACACCUGGAAGGCAAACGACCAGCUAUUUAUCUUCGGUUUCAUGAUAAGGAUAAUGGUUUUGUGCGUGUUUAUCCUGGCAAAUUGCAGUCAUCGCUCGAAGAUCCAUACGUUAGUGUUCCUGUAGAUAAUUCAACUACCAUUAAGGAUUUGAUCCGUGAUGCACUUGAUAAAUUCGGUUUGCAGGAUAAUCAAAUUCAAGAUUAUAGAUGUUCCGAGGUGCUAUUGGAUCGUGGUGUUUCUGAGAGAAUUCUCUCAUGGAACGAACGUCCAUGGGAUAUUAUGAAACAAUUAGGAAAUGACUCAAUACGACAAAUGGAAUUAAUGCGCUUUUAUAUGCAACACAAACAGGAUCCACAUGGACCAAAUAUUGCAUUGUUUGUUGGUAAUCUACCACCAGGAUUAUCACAAAGGAAUUAUGAACAAAUUUUGGGAAGAUACUUGACCGAAGAGAAUAAAUUUAUGACUAUUGGUCCGAUUUACUAUGAAUAUGGAUCGGUUGUGUUGACAUUUGAGGAUUCACAAAAAGCUGUUCGUGCAUUUUAUAACCUUCGGGAGACUGUUAUCGAAGAUAAGAAACUACUUGUAUUAUUACUUCCAAAUAUCGAACCAAGUAUGGUGCCAUCCGAUGUAAGACCCUUACUUGUGUUUGUUAAUGUAAAAUCAGGUGGAUGUCAAGGCUUGGAAUUGAUAUCGAGCUUUAGAAAAUUAUUGAAUCCUUACCAAGUAUUUGAUCUUGAUAAUGGUGGUCCAUUGCCAGGAUUAUAUGUAUUUCGACAAAUCAAACACUAUAAGAUUUUGGUUUGUGGAGGUGAUGGAACUAUUGGCUGGGUAUUGCAAUGCUUGGACAAUGUUGGUCAGGAUUCUGAAUGCUCAAGUCCACCUUGUGCAAUUGUACCAUUAGGAACAGGAAAUGAUUUAGCUCGUGUACUUUGCUGGGGCUCUGGCUACACGGGCGGUGAAGAUCCAUUAAAUUUACUGCGCGAUGUUAUUGAAGCCGAAGAAAUUCGUUUAGAUCGAUGGACCGUUGUGUUUCAUUCGGAUGAUAAGCCCGAUGAAACAGCGCUUAAAGCGCCCUCAAAUUCCACUGGUAAGAAGAAGAAGGCUCAUCAAGCACAUCUAUCGCAACAGCAUCAUCUAUUACUUGCCAGUGAUAUAUCAGGUGGCGGUGCACAAAGCGAAGAUAAUUCUCAAAUCUAUGUUAUGAAUAAUUAUUUUGGAAUUGGAUUGGAUGCUGAUCUUUGUUUAGAUUUCCAUAAUGCACGCGAAGAAAAUCCUAAUAAAUUUAAUUCACGAUUGCAUAAUAAAGGUUAUUAUGUUAAAAUGGGACUUCGAAAAAUUGUUGGUCGCAAAACGGUUAAGGAACUGCAUAAGGAAUUGCGUUUGGAAGUUGAUGGAAAAGUUGUUGAACUGCCACCAGUUGAAGGAAUAAUUAUUUUAAAUAUUUUAAGCUGGGGAAGUGGAGCUAAUCCAUGGGGACCGGACAAAGAUGAUCAAUUUACAACGCCAAAUCAUUAUGAUGGCUGCCUUGAGAUUGUAGGCGUUACUGGUGUUGUGCAUUUAGGUCAAAUACAGUCGGGUAUCCGAACAGCAAUGAGAAUAGCACAGGGUGGUCACAUUAAAAUACACAUACACUCCGAUAUGCCUGUUCAAGUCGAUGGUGAACCCUGGAUACAGCAACCCGGAGAGGUUGUUGUAUUGAAAUCGGCCCUCAAGGCGACCAUGCUUAAAAAGAACAAAAGCAAAAUGAAGCGUCGCAACACUGAACCAACAAUGGUCGUGGCUGGAACUGCUACACCACAAAUGUCACUGGCCAUACAACCAGCGGAGGAUAAUAAUUCGGAUCAAGCUAAUAAUACGGAUUUCUGAAUAUGGUAUAGCGAGCGACUAAUUUAACGACCUAUUAGAUAAUGAUUAAACAAAAAAAUUGAAAGCAAAACUAAAAUUUUUAAAUAAAAAAAAAAUAUAAGACCUAUUUUUUACACCAAACAAAACUAAAAUCAAACAAAAAAUAGAAAUCAAAAAAAUCCGCUUGGGGCGCUGUGGGAGCCACUUUGGAAAAUAUUCAUUAAUUGUUUUUGUUUUUCGUUACAUCAAAACGGCGCUUUCUGCGCUAAUUGGGUCAUCAAGCUAGGCUGCUUAUGAUCGCCAUCUCUACCUUUUGUUACAUCAGAGCUUUUCAAAAAACUUUAUUGAACAACAAAUGAAAUUCGCAAUUGAAAAUGAUCAAGCUUUUCAUUUCUUGUAUUAACAUUUCAGUGGCAAUUUUGCUGCUUAGAAUGAAGAAAGCUUUAAGUUAGCUUUUUUCAAGCUGGGUGUAUCCUUUAAUCAGUAUUUUAAUAUAUUCAAACUAAUUUAUAGUAAAAUCAAAAACAAACAAGAAGAAACUUCACGUAAAAAAAGCUUUUUUUAAAGCUUUGUCAUAAAAUUGAGUUUAUGCAUCAGGAAAAAUUAUACUUUACUAGUUCCAACAUAAAAUGAAAAGCCAAAAUUGCUUAAAUUGAAAAUAUAACAUCCUGAUAACUCUCUAUGAACUCUAAAAGAGCUUUCCUAAAAGCUUUGUUUGAUAAAACAUUAACAAUUUGUGCAUAAGUCUUUUAAUGCAAUUGAAGCUUAAGAUAAUAAAAAAAGCUUUAGGUAAGAUUUGAAAUUUUUUUGAAGUUCUUGUCUCCUUUAAUCAGUAUUAUAAAACGUAAACUGUUCGAUAAAGAUAUCAAAACUAAGAAAAGAAAAGUUAAUUGAUUCAAUUCAAGAUAAUAGACCUUCAAAAGUUUAUUAUUAUAUAUAAAUACCAAAAAUAACGAGAAGUAACUUCGUGUGAAAGAAAACUUUUUAAGGCUUUUCAGAACUAGCAUUAAUUUCAACAAGAAAUGAAGAGCUUUUUAAAAGCUCAGGCUUAGAAUUGAGGUAAGGUAAUUAAGUCCUUAAAAGUUUCUUAUGAACAUUGGCUAAGAACAUUCUUAGAGAAUCAUUAAGAUCAAUUUUGGACAUAUACAAGCUUUUGAAACUUUUCGAAAACGAAAAACAAAACUCUCGAUGCAUAUUUUUUCUUAUUCUUCUAUUGUGCCCAUUUUAUACCAAAAAAUAUAUUAAAAACAAACAAAUAAAUGAUAAAAAUUAUAAUUCAACAUAAAAAAUAUAACAAAAAAAAAAAAAAAAAAUACAUCGGCAUAAGAAAUGAGAAGAAAAUUAUUAAUUUUAUUUUAAAUAUUAUUCCCAUAUGAUAUAUUUUUUUUCCAAUUGCUCCAAAAUCCAAAAACAUACAAAUUUUUUAUUUUAGACCGUUAAAAUAGUUGCUCUCUAUUGUAUUUAAAUAACAAAACUAAAAAAAAAAACUAAGAAAAAAACUAGAACAAAAAUUAACAUAUUUUUUCUUAAUUUUAAAUUUAAAAGUCAAAAUAUACAGACAUAAACUAUUUUUUUAAUUUAAAUUUAAUUUUUUUCUAUAUUGCACAAAAUUAUCAUUUUUUUUUUUUCAAAAAAAUAUACCUAUUUGUAAAAAUAAUAGUUGUAAAAUCAAAAUCUAAUCAAUUCCACCGAAAGCAAAAUAAGUGUAUAAAUAAAUAAAAAAAAAUAUAUAGCAAAAAUAAAAAAAAAAUAAA
Molecule: messenger RNA, 6936 nt
Organism: Episyrphus balteatus (marmalade hoverfly)
Lineage: Eukaryota; Metazoa; Arthropoda; Insecta; Diptera; Syrphidae
Product: diacylglycerol kinase theta
Exons: 19
Coding region: 1154-5203 (1349 amino acids)
Biological process (GO): diacylglycerol metabolic process; intracellular signal transduction; lipid phosphorylation
Molecular function (GO): RNA binding; ATP-dependent diacylglycerol kinase activity
Source: RefSeq, a predicted model, not a curated record